AUGGGGCCAGCUUGCCAGCGCGCCUGGCUACCUCCCGGACCGCGCAACGGAGCCGCCCCGAUCCUGUCCUCCAUGAGCGCAGCCCAACGCGAGGCUCAGCAAUGCCUGGCCUUCUACAAAGCCCUGGCAGAGAGCGAAAGGCUGGCAGAGACCUGCCGGGGUUUACUCCUCCUCUCGGGGAAACUCGACCAGUUCGCACGAGGCUCGGUGAAGAGAUGCAGAGACCGACACCUGGACGAGGCUUUUCAGCUCUUGGCGGGAGUGAGCAAAGGGUUAUGGGAACUGGAGCGGGGCCAGGUGCUUCCUGUGGUGCGUUGCGUGCUUGCUUGCCAGGUGGAGUCCGUCAGCAGCUCCAGCUCUUUCUGUCGGCUUGAAAAGAUUGUUGCAAAACUGUCAGAAGGGAACAGGGCCGUGGUCUCCGAAGAGGUGAAUAAGCUUAUGGGCCAGCUGACCCCUGAGGGCAAAGAGCCGGUGUCUUUCGAAGGUCUCCAGACAGUUUGCGUUUUCGUGGAGGAGAGCGCGCUGGGGCGCUGUUACUGGAGAAGGCACCUGGUGCCGUUACUGACCUGCGUUGCUGCCACGUUCAAUUUGAUACUGCAGGAGCAAAGAGCCGCGAAUGAGGAGUGGCAUUACGUCACAGUGAAGGUGUGUCUGCAGCUUUUCAAGUGGAUGCCAAAGGAGGUCUUGCCGCUUGCGUGGGAGAAAACGGAGGGCAAUGCAACCCUGCAAAAGAUCCUGAGAUCUCUGGUGCAAAUCGUGACGGAAAAGACAGCCGGCAAGGACACCCGGCUGCUGGCCGGAACUGCUGUGAGUAUGCUGGCCAACACGGCACCUGACCCCCACGGAGGAGCCACAGCAGUGCUGGCCCUCCAUCACUUGCUGAGUCUGGGCGGAUCUUCUCUUGCGCAGAGGAAAGAUGCUGGAGUGGACAAUCCUAAAGGUGACGGCCGAUUUGGGGUGCUCACGGUGCCCCCAUCUGCUCGGGGCCCAGACGGACUGGGGAGGUUGGCGUUCAUCCGCGGCUUAUUAGCCUCUUGCAAGAAGGAGAUCUUGAGCUGUCAGUUGGAUGAUGACCCACAACAGGGUUGUCUGUUGCUUGAUGUCUUGUUCCCGGCUAUUUUAGACCUGUUGGAAGAGCCCAUGGAUUGCCAUUACUACUGCUUUCAAGUUUUUUCUCUGUGGCUUCAAUGUGUCCGAGACAGUCUGGAUCAAAUCUGGAAAGCGAAGGACAGCUGUGUGCUGUUGAACAAUUCUAGCCUGCUCCAGAGACUGACCCAGUUCCUCUGGAACAAUGCAGAGAACCCGGCGGAGAGGGGAUCCGAUUUCGUCCACAGGUCCUUCCAGCUUCUCUUGGAGAUCUACAGUCUAGAAUGUGAUCACUUUGAUGUCCCGGAGAGAUCGCUUUAUGGACAGUUCCUGCAGAAAGCCAUGCUUAUGCCCUGGCAAGCCAGAACCCGAUAUUUUGUACUCGUUUCAAUUCUCCCUUACUUGGGGCCUGGAAAAGUUCUGGAUACCUACAGAGAUCUUCCGCAUCACCUCUUGAGCUGCCUCGCGACCAACCACUUGUGUCCGGCUGCCUCGGAUUUGUACAAGACCACCUUGAAGCUGCAGCGCGAAAGCUGGACCCAGGGGCGGAAAAAUGUCUCAGAGGAAGAGCUGGCUCAGAAAUGGGGCCGUCGCUGGUUGCUGACCCUCUCCAGCGCCUUGACGUCUCCCGUCCCUUUCCUUCAAAGCAACGCCUCCAAUUACCUCCUGGUGUGGACCUUGAGGCUUUUCCCAGCCUCUUUCGCUCUGCUGGCUGAAAGCUUUAGCGGCAGGGAUGCGUCACAACUCCGGGCCUGGGCCGCCUUGCUGAACGUCCAGAAGUCCCUCAAGGGGACCUUGCCCGCAGACGAGGAGACGUUCCAUAGACUCACCUUUUGCCUCUCCUCGAAAGAGGAGAACGUCCGCUUGGCGGCACUGGGCCUCCUGUGCUCCGCGCCCAGGACCAACCAGGCCUUGUCUGCGAUGGAAGUCCAACUCCUAAAGGAAUUCCUGCCGCUGAACUUGAAUUGCGACUCCUCUUCUUUCCGGCAGCUGCUCCAAGCGGUGGUGAAAAAGGCUCUGGUCAGGUCGAGGGAUAGCUCCCUUGCUGUGCUCCGGCGGCGAGCGCUGAACAAGAAGGAGUGCGUGGCUGAGAAGAAUCCAGAAACACCUCUGGAACAAGCGGUGGGUGAGUAG
This is a messenger RNA of Elgaria multicarinata webbii, 2220 nucleotides long. RefSeq lists its product as uncharacterized. Lineage: Eukaryota; Metazoa; Chordata; Lepidosauria; Squamata; Anguidae. The coding region runs from base 1 to 2220 and encodes 739 amino acids. The record is from RefSeq and is a predicted model, not a curated record. Gene Ontology annotation, cellular component: cytosol. Gene Ontology annotation, biological process: tRNA methylation. The transcript has 13 exons.